GGCAUGCUGGCUACAGCAUUCAAGAGGGCCGUUCCUUAACAAAGGGAAAGAUAAAUGUAAAUAAGCUCACAUUUUCAGAAUGGGCGCUUUGCUGUAAGAAGCUGCGGCAGCCCAGAGUCUGCUACUUUGGGCUGGGCUAACCUUUCCCUGUAAAAAAAUAAUGGAUUAAAAUAUGCACUUCUAAAGUGCGAGAUGCCCGUUUACAUGUUUAUUAGCUAAUUGUCUACAGGCAUGAGCACACUCUCUCAUCUAGCACACUCUUUCUUGGGGACGAAAACAUUUCCUACCUGUCCCUAGUCUCAGAGUGGUGAACCCUGCAGCCAGCAGGCCUCCUGAAAAAAAUCCAUGGGUGACAGAAGAUUCAUUGACUUCCAAUUCCAAGAUUUAAAUUCAAGCCUCAGACCCAGGUUGGGCAAUGCUACUGCCAAUAGUACUUGCAUUGUUGAUGAUUCCUUCAAGUAUAAUCUGAAUGGUGCUGUCUACAGUGUUGUAUUCAUCCUGGGUCUGAUAACCAACAGUGCCUCUCUGUUUGUCUUCUGCUUCCGCAUGAAAAUGAGAAGUGAGACUGCUAUUUUCAUCACCAAUCUGGCCCUCUCCGAUUUGCUCUUUGUCUGCACUCUACCUUUCAAAAUAUUUUACAAUUUCAACCGCCACUGGCCUUUUGGUGACACUCUCUGCAAGAUCUCUGGGACUGCAUUUCUCACCAACAUCUAUGGGAGUAUGCUCUUCCUCACCUGUAUUAGUGUGGAUCGUUUCCUGGCCAUUGUCUAUCCCUUCCGAUCUCGUACCAUUAGGACCAGGAGGAAUUCUGCUAUUGUGUGUGCUGGAGUCUGGAUCCUAGUCCUCAGUGGUGGCAUUUCAGCUUCUUUGUUCUCCACCACUAAUGUCAACAAUGCAACCACCACUUGCUUUGAGGGCUUCUCCAAACGUGUCUGGAAGACUUAUUUGUCCAAGAUCACCAUAUUUAUUGAAGUUGUUGGGUUUGUCAUUCCUCUGAUAUUGAAUGUCUCUUGCUCUUCUGUGGUGCUAAGAACCCUCCGCAAGCCUGCUACAUUGUCUCAAAUUGGGACUAAUAAGAAAAAAGUACUAAAGAUGAUCACAGUGCAUAUGGCAGUUUUUGUGGUAUGCUUCGUACCCUAUAACUCUGUUCUCUUUCUGUAUGCCCUGGUGCGCUCCCAAGCUAUUACCAAUUGCUUGUUGGAAAAAUUUGCAAGGAUUAUGUACCCAAUCACUUUGUGUCUUGCAACUCUGAACUGUUGCUUUGACCCUUUCAUCUAUUACUUUACCCUUGAGUCCUUUCAGAAGUCCUUCUACAUUAAUACCCAUAUCAGAAUGGAGUCCCUGUUUAAGACUGAAACGCCUCUGACCACAAAGCCUUCCCUUCCAGCUAUUCAAGAGGAAGUUAGUGAUCAGACAACACAUAAUGGUGGUGAAUUAAUGCUAGAAUCUACCUUCUAGGUACGAGAACUGUCUUUAGGUCCAGAUAUGGUUUCUCCUAUGAUUUUUCCUAUGCUAUGAGUAAGAGAAAAGAUUUGAAGCUAAUGAUACUGAGAAUAGAUUAAUGUACUGAGUGCAGUCAGAUACAUUUAUUUGAAUGUUUAUUGUACAUAUGCUGUUUUGUUCAAUAAUUAUAGGUCAGGUCUAAUUACAACAACCAAAACUCUUCUGCUGGGUUAGAAUUUUAUUGUAUCACAUUACGUAGGUGGUCAGUGGCCUUGACUUUAGUGAUAUGGAGAUCACUUUAAUACUUUUAAAAAGAUAUUUCCAUUCUGAUAAUAUUUGGUAAUUAGGUUGGGCCUAUAAAUAUAGAACAAAUUCAGGGAUUAUUUAAAAAAACCUUUUGUGUUACUACUGAUAAAUGCUAGACUUUUUUUUCCUUUUUUUGAAUUGUCAUUGAGUUUAUUUUAGCACAAGAACAUAUUUUAGCAUAACAUUAUUAAUAAAAAAUGUAUCAAAUUUAAAAGAGCUGGCAAAAUUUAUUGUAUAUAUUUUGAAAGCAGAAAGAUAAAUUGGGUUUGCAUGAAUAUGGGUGGGAAGAAACAGAAAAUUAACUGGAUUUACACAUCUGCAGUCACCGUCAGUUUUUAAAAACUGUUUUCGUUUUUUUACACUACGUUAAGAUUUUCGUAUGAAACUUCAAAUCCAGAAAGCUGCUGAAUAUGUGCCCAUGACAGGUGCAAAAUGGAAAAUCACAUAAAACAGCAAAUAUCCAUAAAAAAACUAAGCAACACCAACAUUUUUUUCUUAGAAUUUACAAUUAUCUUUCUUUUGAGAGACUGAUUUCUAUAAAAUAUUCUCCAUAUAAAAUUUUGGAGCACAAUGUAGCCAGAAAGCUGCUGCAUUUGUGCCCAGGUCAGGAGCAAAUUGAAAAAAAUUAACAACAAAAUAAUAACAAAAAUAAAACAAUAAAAGAAACAAAAAAACUUUCUCAAAACUUACAUUAAUGAUUUUGGGGGGAGAGGAGUUGACAUCUGUGACUUUAAAUUACUUAUUCUUUCUUAUUAACUGUUGGAGCACAAUAUAGCCAGAGAUGUGCUGAAUUUGUGCCCAGGCCGGGAGCAUAUUGAAAAAAUAUAUAUAAAGCAAACCAAUACAAACAAACAACAACAAUAAACCAGAAAAAACUACAAAACAAUAAAAACAACACAAACAACAAAAAAUAAUUCCUAACACUUGCAUUAAUAUUUUAUUUAUUUUUUUAAGGAUCUGUAAAUUUAAAAAUACUGUAUCAUUUGAAUGAAAUUUUGGCGUACAACAUAGGUAGACAUCUGCUAAUUUUGUGCCCAGGUGAAGACCGCAUUGGAAAAAAAAAAAACAUAAAACAAAACAACCCCCUACAAAACAAAACAUAAAAAAGCACACAAAAAUUUAUAACAUAUUUUUUGAGCUUUUGUAAAACUAGCAAAAUACUAUAACGUUCAUAUGAUGCUUUGGAUCAAAAUGCAGCUAGGAAGCUGUUAAACUCAUGCCUGAUUCAGGAGCAAUUAAAAUCAAUAUUUUAAAAUGUACAAAAGAAGAGAAAACAUUUGUUAUAACUCACUUAAACAACAAAAGCAACAAAAAAAAUCCAUAAAAACUCUUACCAUUUAUUGGAGGAAGUGUAGAUUUAAGAAUGUUAAGACUUGUAAAUAAAAUUUCUGGGCACAAUGUAGCUUGAAAGAUGCUACAUUUGAGCUCAUGUCAGAAACAAUAGAAAUAAAUACCAUCACCUACAUACUACACACAUACACACACAUGCACACAAGAAUUAAAACUGCAAAACAACAAAAAUAUUCUUAAAAUGCACAUUAAUCAAUUUAAAAAUAUUUGGAUGCUGUGACAAUUUAAAAACACUAAGACUUUUUACUCAAAAGUUCUAGGAGCAAAGCAUCAUUUAAGCUGGUGAACUUGUGCCAGGGAGUGAUUAAAAAGAAAAUAAAGACCAUAAAACAAUAACAAAAAAAUAAAAAUUUUUAACCAUCAAGCAAAUUCUUAAAGCUCUCAUUAACCGUUGUUUUUCUUUCUGAUGAUAUGUAGAUUUAAAAAUACUAAGAUUUUAAAGUAAAAAUCUGUGAGCAUAAUUUAACUUUAAAAACUGAUAAAUCUGUGCCUGGGUUAAGAACUAAUUGAAAAAAAAUUCUAAAACAAUAGAACAGUAAUAAAAAUGAAUUCUCAAAAAUGGCAUUACUUUUUCCAUGUGAUCUAAAGUCCUAAAAAUGAUCAUGCAUUGUAUUGUCUUGUGAAAAAAAGUUAUAGAUAGAAUAUAUAAGGCAUUAAGUUCAGUUAGAUGAAACUAGGCUAAGUUAGUCUAAGUUCAGUUGUUACGUUAUGUUGUAAGAUCAAAUUAAUAAUAAGAGUAUGAAUAAUCUUUUUG
This is a messenger RNA of Diceros bicornis minor, 3853 nucleotides long. It is a transcript of the gene LPAR4, whose product is annotated as lysophosphatidic acid receptor 4. The transcript has 2 exons. NCBI's taxonomy places the organism in Eukaryota, Metazoa, Chordata, Mammalia, Perissodactyla, Rhinocerotidae. The coding region runs from base 346 to 1458 and encodes 370 amino acids. Gene Ontology annotation, cellular component: membrane. Gene Ontology annotation, biological process: positive regulation of Rho protein signal transduction; phospholipase C-activating G protein-coupled receptor signaling pathway. The record is from RefSeq and is a predicted model, not a curated record. Gene Ontology annotation, molecular function: lysophosphatidic acid receptor activity.